Molecule: messenger RNA, 4143 nt
Organism: Dufourea novaeangliae
Lineage: Eukaryota; Metazoa; Arthropoda; Insecta; Hymenoptera; Halictidae
Product: C-Maf-inducing protein-like
Exons: 9
Coding region: 473-3637 (1054 amino acids)
Source: RefSeq, a predicted model, not a curated record
UUUUGUUUUUGCGCGGGAAAAUCCUUCCCCGCGAUAUUGUGCUUCGACCUGUAUGGUAUAUGUGCUUGCCUCGGAGAGCCAGGCCACGUGUGUGAUAACCGUUAAAAGGAAAUUGUACCUUUCAUUCGAAACGAUUAUAUAACCGUUAAAUCGUUCGUGUACAGGCGCCCGAGGGCUAUUUUAUCGCAGUGUCGUGUGAUACGGUGUAUUGAGUGAAAUCAUCUGCGUCGACGUCAUUGGAGACUGAGCAAAAACUGUGAUUCGUUCGGAAACCGGUAAAAAUCCGCGUAGUGAAACCAGUUCUGGAAAUGAUACGUGAAGCCUGUCGGAGGGAAUCCAACGACGACGAGGGGCGGAAAACGGAAGAGGAGCUGCGCGGUCGACGCUCAUCCAAGGCUAUUCUCCGCGUGCGCAAUAACGCGAAACUCGCGUAGAGAGCGGCCCGAUUACUCGAGGAAAGAGAGAAAGAAAUAUGUUCUGUUUUCAAAGUCCAUUCACGCGGGCGUCACGCGUGCUCGCAUCGCCACUGUCGUCCGCGAAGCCGACCACCGGUUCCACGAUCGGUAUGAUACUCCCGACGAACAAAUCCUCGACACCAUCUGCCUCGAAAUCUCGGGAGAGACGAGGCUCCGAGGCGACCAGCGAGGGUUCUGGUUGCUCUUCCAUCGGUUACAUCGACCAGGAGCCAUCGAUCUCCGAUUGUAGCGGCAGCACCGACACGUUACCGGACGUGAAAGCCGACUACCUAGACCCAGUGACUCUGUCCCCUGGGCCCGAUUCACUGACGGCCAAUUCAGUCAUUCACGUACAACAAGGUGACACUAACGAUCAUAGGAAGCUACUCUCAGAGGACGAGGAUCGUGAGUCGUCGACACGUGGUUCCUCGCCGAAGAAACGAUCGCCAAAAGGGAACGGUCGUUGCAGGAAGCUUUUGCUCCGUCUACGGUCCACGGAGUCGACGAAUUUUAGCAACAAGGAAACCACACGAUUCCCAUCCACAUCCACGUCUCCAUCCCCUUCAUUUGCAAAUGACUCGAUCGGCACCGAAUCGCCCGAUUGUUCGGGAGAACCACACGAGGAUUACGAGACCAUUACAGGGGACACGAUCACGUUGUUCACGAAGUCGUCACCUUCGGUGCUGAUCGAUUCGGUGGAUGUUGGGGACACGGAGGACAACGCUAGGAAUCGUAGACCAACCGCGGCUGCAUCAGAGAACGAUAUAUCCUCGUUGCAGAACGCGUUUCCGGAAUCGGAAAAUGAGACUAGCUACCAUGGCGGCACGGAGACGGAGGAAGGAUCAUCGUUACCGUUGAGUCCCGCAGGACCGUUGACCGCGGGCCUGUCAUCGUCCCCAGUCCCAUAUUACAAUUUCCUGUGCGUGAACGGCGGAGCGAUGCGACAGGAGAUGACCAGCACAAGUUCGCCACAGUUGUGCACCGCUGGUAACCACGAGGCCGGCGACGACACGGUGUCGUUGGUAAAACAGCCACGAGGAUCGUUCGCCGGCGAGAAAUGCUCCCGUUUGGACAGCUUGCAGCCGGAAUGUUUGGACGGCGGCUCGUUCUCUCUGCCCGCGGCGAGAUCCUGCCCGAACUUGGAGAGGCGGAGCGCCGGUUGUUCGCCGACCAGCGGUUCGUCGAGCUCGAGUCCGAGCUCCGGGCCGGUAGGACCGAGGUUCAAACCGAUCGAGGAGGGGGAUAUACAGCUGUGUUUCUUGAAUCAUUCCAAGACGCUGGUCCGGAAAAUUCUGUCGAGCAAGUUCUUGAGACGGUGGGAAACGCAUCGUUUGUAUUUGAACGACACUUGCAUCUCGUCGAGAACGCCCACGGGAUUUCUUCAGCACCCAAUACCGUACUGCAGUAUGUCGGACGUUCGAAGGUACGCCAUCGCUAGAUGGGAUCCCACUUAUAAAAACUGCCUGAGCAUAGUGCUGCCGGACAGUUCUCUUCUUCUCCAAGCGAAUAAUGCUUACACGAGGGACCAAUGGUAUCAUUCGAUACUGUGGAAGAGGAGUAUCUUCAAGUACCAGCAGCUGGUGUCAUUAAACGCGCGGGACGAAGUGAUGGCGAAAGAGCUGAAGUCGAUGGUGGAUUUCGCUCUGUGGACGUCGCUCCAAGACGAACGUGUGACCGCAGCGCCAUUGGAGGCGGUGGCGAAGCUUCUCGAGGAUUCGCUCGCGGAGGAGUCAAAUCAAACAGAGGAAAUGUCCAACGAGGAGUUAUCAUCUCGGUCGGAGAACGACCGUAAACACUGGGCGGAGACAAUCCUCUACGUGGUGUCGCCGCUUCUCGAGAAGGUCGCGCUUCCCGCCUGUCUCGCGAAGGUUCUCGUCAAGCUGGUCCAACGUCAUCCACGGUCCUCCCUGGUGUCCGUGAUGAGCCCGGCGAUCACCAGAUGCCUGAAGCACACCGUGGACUUUGGCAAAUCCCCAGACAUGAGGAAGCUCCUGCAAGCGUUCGUGGCCGCUCUGUACGAGACGGAGAACGGCGAGAAAGCGAUCCGAGACUAUAUCGCGUCCGUUCACGGACCAGGAAGCGACUGUCCACAUCCUCGGGUGCUUCCUAAUCUGGUAUCCGUUUGCGUCGCUGCGAUUUUUCACAGAUUCGAUGCGGUUCGUCAUUCCCUACCAGAAAGCGAGGGAUCCUCGACAUCGCCCCCUUUGCCUCCGUUGGAUUGUUACCUGUUGGUAUUAAAUGUCGCAUCGGAAUAUGCCGAUUGGCGACCCGGUUUCGGCGCUUUGCUGCAACCGGUACCCUUCCCAGAGGAAGCUCUGGCUACGAAGGAGGUCCAGCAGUCGAUACUGAUGUGCGUGAUCAAGCGUCUGGCGAUGGACUCGAGAUGCAUCGUUCACCGCGUACUGCUUCCGGUCAGAGAACCGCGGCCCGGUUGGAUUCACGUCGCCGUGCCGUCCAGUCCCGCGUGUCCUGAUCAGGGGGAAUUGUUCGGCGAGAUGUUGACUACAUUGCUGGCCUGUUGCUGUCGCCGGAAAAGGUUCAUCGGCACGCUGAUGAAACAGGCGCGGGACGACUGCGUGCUUUUGGCGGUUAGAGGAUGCGAGGCCGCGCAAGAGGCCCUCUGUCUGAUGUUAGAGUGGCAUCUGUUGCCGAACGAGGAGGCCCGGCUGCAGAUAGUGAACGCUCUCGAGUCCACAGCGUCCGGUAAAGAACGUUACGCUGCUCUCUGCCAGAGACAGAGGAAUUUGCAAGAAUUGCAACAGAAAGGCGGUCCCAGGAAGUUGACGCUACCUGUUCGCGCGACGGAUGCAGAUGUAGCUCUUUUGCUGGGGGGAGGAGCUCUCGGGAAUCUUGAAUGCCUCAGCUUGGCCUUCACCUCGGUGACGUCCGCUUGCGCCGAGCAACUGAUCAAACUGCCAGCCCUCAGGUAUCUGAACCUAUGGGCGACGCAGUUCGGUGACACGGGACUGCAAAUGAUCAGUGAACACCUGCAGAAGCUACAGGUUCUGAACCUCUGCGAGACACCUGUCUCCGACAAAGGGAUCUCCACUUUGGCCUCAUUGACGAGCUUAAGAAAAUUGAACCUGAAUAGCACCAAGUUGUCCAUUCAGACGUUCGAGUCACUGAAGAAGUGUUUACCAGCGCUGCAAGAGUUCGACGUAAGGUACACGGAGGCCUGGUGACCAGAGCUUUUGACCCGGUCCAAGCCGGAUAGCUUCGCUAACGAGACCAUUACCGUUAGCAGCGUUCAAGAAGAAAACCAGUCUCGAACAGAGUAGAGAGAAGAAAGAAAUAUUUGACACGAGAUUGAGAAUCGCGAUUGGCGAGCUGAUUCUCCUCAUUAGGUGUCACUCGAUCAAUGGACCUGUAAUAACGAUUCCGUUACGAACUCUAGUUACUCUGUUCCAGCGUUGAGGAUGCAACGCUUGGAAACGAGUUGUAAGGGUCGAAAAAACGUGACUAGGAGCACGAUAAAAGCCUGAACGACACGACCGUUCACAGAUUAAAGCGUCGCGAAGCUUCAUGGAAGCCUUGCAUUACUGCCUAAGAGAUGUUAUUGUUUAAAAACGCACUAACCGUGAAAUGUCUGGAGGACGCGCGUCGAAUUUAGAAUAGUCGAGUGGAAUACGAGAAUACGUGGCGUUUCUAUAAAUAGUCGAUGAUCUACACGAGCACGAGCAAGACGACA